AUGAGACAUCGGAGCAGCCUCAUGGGCGAGAGACCCUACCCAUGCUCUGAGGGUAGGAAAAGCUUCAGCCAGAGCUCCUCGCUUAUUAGACAUGAGAGAAUCCACACAGGAGAGACCCUGUUCGCGUGCGCCGAGUGUGGGAGACGCUUUAGCCAGCGCUCAUCCCUGGUCACCCACCGGAGAAUCCACACCGGCGAGACGCCCUACACCUGUGCUGAGUGUUGGCAAAGCUUCAGGCAGAGCUCAAACCUCAUCACGCACUGGAGGAUCCACACCAGCGAGAUGCCCUACACCUGCGCCGAGUGUGGGAAACGCUUCGGUCAGAGCUCGACCUUCAUUCGACAUCAGACCAUCCACACCGGCGAGACACCCCACACCUGCGCCAAGUGCCGAAAAAGCUUCAGGCAGAGCUCAAACCUCAUCACACAUUGGAGGAUCCACACUGGGGAGAUACCCUACGCCUGCGCCGAGUGCGGGAAAAGCUUCAGUUGA
Molecule: messenger RNA, 492 nt
Organism: Chelonoidis abingdonii (Abingdon island giant tortoise)
Lineage: Eukaryota; Metazoa; Chordata; Testudines; Testudinidae
Source: RefSeq, a predicted model, not a curated record